CAGGCCGGAUGCAAGUGUCUUCAAACAGCUGUGCUGCCAGCCACUUCGCAGACAUCGGUUGCAGCCCAUCAGCAGUCCCGUCACGAUGUCGCCGCUGCCGUCGCUGCUGCUGACCGUGCUGCUGUCAGCGGGCACCGCUCGCGCCGGCUGUCCGACCAACGUCGACUGGGUCGAGUUCGAGGGCUUCUGCUACUGGUGCUCCACGUACCCCGCCACCUGGUCAGCGGCGGUCACCGCGUGUCCCACCGUGGGCGACGGCUCCCAGAUCGCCUCCAUCCACUCACUGGUCGAGAACUCGUUCGUCAUGGAGACCUACAACUACGGCGAGACGUGGAUCGGCCUGAACGACCUCGGCGCCGAGGGUCAGUUCACCUGGUCGGACGGAGCGGACCUGGACUUCACAAACUGGCAGCCCGGCCAGCCGGACAACCUGGAUAACGAGGACUGUGUGUGGAUGCCGCACCCCAAGGACCCCAGCGGCGGACGAUGGGACGACUACGACUGCGACAGAAGCCUCUUCUUCCUCUGUAAGAUGCCUGCUACUAGCUGAACAACCGGUGUUCAUAUAUUCGCUGAUGUCUGCAUUUGCGGCUGCGCUGCCAGCAUCAGGGCUAGUGCCAUACCGACGUUCGAGGGAAAAUAAAGCCUCUGAGAAGUGA
Molecule: messenger RNA, 659 nt
Organism: Amphibalanus amphitrite
Lineage: Eukaryota; Metazoa; Arthropoda; Thecostraca; Balanomorpha; Balanidae
Product: lectin BRA-3-like
Exons: 2
Coding region: 86-550 (154 amino acids)
Source: RefSeq, a predicted model, not a curated record